AUGGAGGCGUCCUCUCCGUUGGCGGCUCUGCACCGCCCCCUCAUGCCUGCGCCGGCUUGGGGCGGCAGAGACAUCCUCCGUUCUGGACCACACUCGCACUACUCGAGCCAUUCUGGGGCCUUUAGCCUCCGUGAGCAGCUGCACAAGAGCGGUUCUGACUACUUCAACGUCAAGGAUGUCCGCGGCUCCUCGCCUGCUGCUAGCCUGGCUGCGGACCUCUCCCAGAACUUCCGCCUCGACAGUGACGCCAGCCCUCAGUUCCCGACUCCCCGACGCGCGCUAUUUACUGCCAACAUGAUGAGCGGCAUGGAGAGCAGGCACUUCGUCACGACCCCUCCUCUCCCCUCGUCGUCGCCGGGUCCGACGACGGAGCUCAUGGAGGUGUCUCCCCUGCCGCACAAGACGCCCUUCUGCACGCAGGUUGAGAUUACAUCUCCGACGCCCAUUUCGACACCUACUGUCGACGACGACCAUGACGACGACAUGGUGCUGGAUUCCCCGGCCCCAAUCACGCGCCAGGGCUCGUUGGAGCCGUCUAAACCAAUCGUGGCUGACCGCAAGAUAGCUGCUCCCCGUCGACCCUCUCUGAGUCGUAUGAAGGGCCUCACCACCACUGCCGUCCCCAGCAGAGCCCAGGCCGAGCCUCAAUUGCCUGCCUUUCGCUUCGGAGCCGACUGUGGCCUGAGCCACUCGAGCUCGAAUCUCUCGCUCGGCGAAUGCUUCGAGUCGGCGUCUCCGCCGCGGGAGCAGUCAGCUAAUAGCCCCCCGUCUUCCGCCACCAUGGCCUCUCGCCCCAGACCACUGUUCGUCGGCCUGGCGGGAUCCGGCAGCCAACGUCAUGGGUCGCCUUUGAACUGCCACUCUAGGCGACAGUCGAACCCGUUUUUGAGGAACCGAAAGCAGUUUCGACGCUCGCUGAGCAUGUUCGAGCACCCCGCUGAUAUCAUGAAGCCGAAGCCCGACAGUGAAGAAGCCAACACCUCUUCGCUCAAGUCCGUCAUGGACAUUGAGGAGAUCCACGAACUGCUCCUUCCCCAUUUCCUGCCCGAAGAUCCUACAGACAUCAUCCCUCGCAUUAGCAAGGAGACGCUCCUGGACGUGUUGGACGGGAAAUACACCGAGCAGUUCGAUCAAAAGGUGGUCAUUGACUGCCGCUUCGAGUACGAGUACGACGGGGGCCACAUUGAAGGGGCAGUCAACCACAACGACAAGGAGCUGCUGGCCUCCCAGCUCUUCCAAACGCCAAUGGCCGGGAGAACCUUGCUCGUCUUCCACUGCGAGUACUCUGCCCACCGGGCGCCGCUCAUGGCCCGCCAUAUCCGGUCCGAGGAUCGUACUGUCAACGCCGAACACUACCCUCGCCUGACGUAUCCCGAGGUCUACAUCCUGGACGGCGGAUACAGCGGUUUCUUCGCCGAGCACCGCGGCAGGUGUUUCCCCCCGGAAUACGUUGAGAUGUCGGACGAGAAGCAUCAGCGCACGUGCGAGCGCGAAAUGGGACGAUUAAAGGCCCGAAAAGGCCUCGGUCGCGCGCAAUCUUUUGCCUUUGGCCAGAGAGAGUCCAAAGCCGUUCUGGCGUCUCGUCGCGACCCCAGAGCCGAUGUUCGUCGCUCAACAACACCAAAAGAACGCCUCUUUCCGUGCGAGAUGCGGCCAUCCGUUACAAUGUGA
Hirsutella rhossiliensis is the source of this 1671-nucleotide messenger RNA. RefSeq names its product rhodanese-like domain-containing protein. The coding region runs from base 1 to 1671 and encodes 556 amino acids. The transcript is spliced from 5 exons. Gene Ontology annotation, molecular function: protein tyrosine phosphatase activity. Gene Ontology annotation, biological process: G2/M transition of mitotic cell cycle; positive regulation of G2/MI transition of meiotic cell cycle; protein dephosphorylation. The record is from RefSeq and is a predicted model, not a curated record. Gene Ontology annotation, cellular component: nucleus; cytoplasm. NCBI's taxonomy places the organism in Eukaryota, Fungi, Ascomycota, Sordariomycetes, Hypocreales, Ophiocordycipitaceae.